CAGUUCAACAUUAUCUUUGUUUACAUCAUUUCACCAUACAGAAAACCAUACAAUACAUUGAAUGUAUCUCCCUGUGUAAUAGAGGAACUUCAGAAGAACAUAACUGUCUGCCUGUAGUCCUAUGAAGAUGCAGGACAUUCCUAUAAUUGGAGGACACUUCUUCAUUUUAUGAAGCAUUACAAUACAUAAAAUUUGAACAGAAUAACAGAAAAUGCAUAUUUCCAUGGCAUUUAUAUGGAUACUGUGGCACUAUUUUCGUUCACAUUGGUGCUGCAAAUUUAACGGGCUUGAAUACAACUUGGUAAAAAACCUGUCACUGAGUAUCAGGAACAAAGAAGGUUUUUUGACUUGGGACUGUGAUAUUCCCAUGGAAAACGUCAGUAACAUUUCAUAUGAAAUCUUCUUGAAACUUGAAGAUUGGGAAUUUGUAAAAGAUGCACAUGUAUGCGGAGAAGAGAUAUCCCUGAGUCUGCUAGAUGAUGCCCCGAGUCCAGUUUGUGUCCAGUUGACACCAUAUUUAAAUUAUGAGAAAUGUCAAAAUGCUUCAAUUUGCCUGAAUCCAGGAAGAAAUCAGAUGGCAGCAAAUAUAGAAUGCAUUGUAUAUAAUGUAUCCUCUAUGAAAUGUACAUGGAGCUAUGGUAAAAAUCUACAAUAUAAAACUGAGCACAACCUUUCUUUAGAGCAAGACUCAACCAUCAUAAACUGCCAGCAAUACGUAAAUGAUCUGGAAAUGAGGACGGGCAGCUGCACAUUUCAUAAUUUAACUGUGCAUUAUUUUAAGGAAGUUACCAUCAUUUUGAAUUGGAAAGGUUCUGAAAAUCAUGUGUUAAAAGAUAUGUUCAAACUUGCAGAAAAAGAAAUUUUCAGUCCACCAAACAACCUCACAGUGGGAUAUUCUAAAGAAAAUGUUAUAUCGAGCUGGACACGUCCCCAUACACAGUAUGCCGUUUCUCAGUCAUGUUUUCAUUACCAAAUGGAAAACAACAAGAAGUUAAUGGAUGAUGUAAGCAGUCCAUUUUUCAUAUCACACUUGGACAAGGAAUGUUUGAUCCGAAUAAGAGCAAGAGGAGACCACACUUGUGGAAUGAAUACAAACUGGGGUCAGUGGAGUGGAGAGAUAUCAUGCGAUGUACCCCAAGAGCAAUCUGACAAAACUGACUUUAUAAUCCUGAUUAUAUUAUUGGGACUUUCUUGUCUAAUAAUCUUGCUUACAAUCAUUAUCAGCAUUCAGUACAAAAGGAUAUCCACGCUAUUCUUUCCUCGCAUUCCACAGCCAAAAAAUUACUUUGAUGAAACACAAAACUACAAAACAGAUACAAAAAUUGAUUUAAUGUCGCCUGUUCUUUCAACAUCUGAAACAGAAGAAUACAUAUGUCUUCAGGAGAAUAAUGCAUGAAAAAAGGAAACAAUAGAGCAAGGCUAAUUGUUUGACGGCUUUAUAAAGAGCACAUUCUCUAAAUGGAUUAUGCUUUGUAAGAAUUUAGAAAUGAGUAAAUAAGUAUUCUUUUUAUUGCAAUACCAUGUCCUUGGAAAUGUGGGCAAAACCACAAAGUGGUGAGGAGAAUGUUCAUGGAAGUUUACUUAUGCCUUUAUAAAAUGAAACAAAGCAUUGAUAUUUUCAUUUGAACAAAUUUGUGAUAUUUCAAUGUUAA
This is a messenger RNA of Bufo bufo (common toad), 1652 nucleotides long. Its product is annotated as interleukin-5 receptor subunit alpha-like. The coding region runs from base 212 to 1396 and encodes 394 amino acids. The record is from RefSeq and is a predicted model, not a curated record. Gene Ontology annotation, molecular function: protein binding; cytokine receptor activity. The transcript is spliced from 11 exons. Gene Ontology annotation, biological process: cytokine-mediated signaling pathway. NCBI's taxonomy places the organism in Eukaryota, Metazoa, Chordata, Amphibia, Anura, Bufonidae. Gene Ontology annotation, cellular component: external side of plasma membrane.